This is a messenger RNA of Callorhinus ursinus (northern fur seal), 2249 nucleotides long. RefSeq names its product proteasome 26S subunit, non-ATPase 9 (gene PSMD9). The record is from RefSeq and is a predicted model, not a curated record. Lineage: Eukaryota; Metazoa; Chordata; Mammalia; Carnivora; Otariidae. Gene Ontology annotation, molecular function: protein binding. Gene Ontology annotation, biological process: proteasome regulatory particle assembly. Gene Ontology annotation, cellular component: nucleus; cytoplasm.
CUCCCUUCAACUCCGGCUCGCUGAUGGCGAGGAAUUUUGGCCCACGGGCGAAGCCGUAGCCGCAGUCUCCUCGGGCGUCCGCAUCCCGGAAGCCGGGAAGCCUGGUGUCCAGGAUCCCGCGCGGAGGUCCACGAUGUCGGAGGGCGAAACUAGACAGAGCGAAGACUCCCCGCAGGCCGGCGCGGUGACGGUCAGCGACGUCCAGGAGCUCAUACGGCGCAAGGAGGAGAUCGAGGCGCAGAUCAAAGCCAAUUAUGACGUGCUGGAGAGCCAAAAAGGUGUGGGGAUGAGCGAGCCGCUGGUGGACUGCGAGGGCUACCCCCGGUCAGACGUGGACCUGUACCAAGUUCGAACUGCAAGGCACAACAUCGUCUGCUUGCAGAAUGAUCACCAGGCCAUCAUGAAGCAGGUGGAAAAGGCCCUGCACCAGCUGCAUGCUCGCGACAAGGAGAAGCAGGCCCGGGACAUGGCUGAGGCCCACAGAGAGGCCAUGAGCCGCAACCAGGGCCAGAGGGAGGGCCUCAGCCCCCCUCAGGCCUUCGCCAAAGUGAACGGCAUCAGCCCUGGCUCCCCCGCCAGUAUCGCGGGUCUGCAAGUGGAUGACGAGAUUUUGGAGUUUGGUUCUGUGAACACCCAAAACUUCCAGUCUCUGCAUAACAUUGGCAGUGUGGUGCAGCACAGUGAGGGGAAACCCCUGAAUGUGACAGUGAUCCGCAGAGGGGAGAAACACCAGCUUAGACUUGUCCCGACCCGCUGGGCAGGAAAAGGACUGCUGGGCUGCAACAUUAUUCCUUUGCAAAGAUGAUUGUCCCUGGGGAACAGUAAUAGGAAAACACCUUCCCUUGUCCUGGACGUGGGUCUGGUGGGAAUUUUUUCCUUCUCUUCUCUCCCUGAAGCUUAAGGAUCUGGAAGAGGCUGGAAACCUGAACUUCUGGGUGAAGGAAAUGCUGUGGCCUCCCAUUGUAAUCUCUUGGGAUUAAGGCAUUGUUAACUUGAUUUGUGCUUGGCAUCUUUUGCAAAUUAGACCAUGGCCCUAAAUGGGAGUCCUCUGGAUUGUGGGCCAGUGGGCGGGAGUUAUUCUGGUAGGUGCUGAUAGGACUUUAUUCUUUUAGGAUUUUUUUUCCCCAAAUAAACACAGGUUUCAGUGCUGAUAUGACCAUGUUAUCACCCCAACUGGAUUUUUAAAAAAAUUUUUUAUUUAAAUUAAAUUUAGUUAACAUGUAGUGCCAACUGAAUUUCUUAUGAACUUCUCAAACCAAAGCUUAGACAGGAAUUAGAACAUUCUUAUAGAAAGUUGGACAGGGGUGCCUAGCUUGCUCAGUCAGUGGAGCAUACAACUCUUGAUUUCGAGUUGUAGGUUCAAGCCCCAUGUUGGGUGUAGAGCUUAUUAAAAAAAAAAAUUGGACAGAACAAACAUGAAACUUUAGUGAAUGGCGUUUGCACCAUCUGCAUUUGCAUUGUGGCAUUGCUGCUCUGGAUAUAGAAAUUAUAUCCUCUGGGGCCACAACUGCUCCCUUGAAGAACAGGGAAAACCAGGAAGCUCCCCAUGCAGCUACCCGCGCAGCUAAAUGCAGUGUCCGCUUCCUCUUCUGUCAACCACCAGAGGGCAGCAAGCUCCGUUCGUUUCUGGAAUAAAAAGCCUUGCAAAUUACCUUCUAAAUUGAUUUUUUAUAAUUGAACCUCCUCAUCAUUCCCUCAGAUCAACAGAAGUUUGUAAACUGCCAGGGUGUGCUUGAUCGCUGAUGGGAACCAGCAGUGUGUGCAGAUCUGACUUCUUGAAAAUGCUGAUUCCUUCUUCCUUUUAUUUUCCCUUUCACAUGGCAACAUGGGUUUCAGUGAUUCUUAGUGACCCUGUGUUUUACUUUCUCUCUCCACCUUAUCCCAGUGUUUAUUUCCCCAUUUCUUGCGCACCACUUUGUGUCUCAGAGGUGGUGUGGCCCAUUCUGCUGAGGCAUGCCUGGGUUCCUUGGGAAUGGAUUUGCUUGGGUUGGAUACAGAAACCAGCUUGCCCUGACAGGAGUCAACACUGGGGCGUGCUUUUCCAGCCGUGGAUUCUCAUGCUCAGCUGGAAAACCUUCCUGUUGAGCGUGUUCCCCAAAAGUUAACAUCCACAUGCACCACCCCCUUGUGGCCACAGACAGGCAGUGCUUACCAGCAUUUGCUGUUUAAAUUGUGUGUGUUCUGAUUCCAAGUGUUUUCCAAUCUCUUUUUAUAAGCCCUAGACUAUAAUAAACACAGCUUGUACCAUC